AAGAGUCCAGAGUACAAUACUUCUAAAGGCGAGACGUGCGGAAGCACAGUAUAAGUGUUUAUCCCAUCGUGAUAUAUCUGUGGGAAUCAGGCGAUACUACAGACCACUGCAGACAUGACAUGUUUGGCUUGUUUUGAGCCGUCAGGUGACGACAAUGCAUUUCCUCCCACAAAAGCCAGCAAGACUUAUCUUCCAAAAGCCAUCAGAGCUGCUGCCCGUGAGCUCGUCUCCCUGCACACUGAGCGGGACAGCCCUUUGUCUCAACUAGGCUCCAGCCAUCAGGCUCAACCAGCUCCAGAGGGAUUGAUUACCUGGAUGGAAGGAAGCACGUCAGAUAUCCUGUUGGUUUUAUUCUAAGGGGUUUGUCAUCAAAUGUGAAGUCUUUUUUUUCCUGAGUAAAGACAUGGAUCAAGGAGGAGGGGUGUUGGAGCUGCACACUCAGGAGCUAAAGAUGCCCCACGCUAUGAUCAUGCAAGACUUUGUUGCAGGCAUGGGAGGUCUGGCUCACAUUGAUGGGGAGCAUAUUGUGGUGUCUGUGCCCGAGGGCAUGCUUCUUUCUGAUGUGAUGACGGACGAGGGCAUCCUCCUGGAGCAUGGGCUUGAGGUGGAGGGCCUGGAGACUCAGGUAGUUCAAGGCCUGGAAACAGAGGUGGUUGAAGGACUGGAGACUGAAGUGGUGGAGAGCUUACACGCAGAUGUAGAGGGCCUGGAGGCAGAAGUGGUUGAAGGCCUACAGACACAGGUUGUAGAGCUGGAGGCUCAGGUUGUCGAGGGCCUCGAGGGUGAGGUGGAAGUGGAGGGUCUCGAGGCGCAAGUGGUGGAGGGCCUGGAAACUGAGGUAGAUGUUGACGGCCUAGAAGCACACGUCGUCGAGGGCCUUGAGGAGGAAGUGGAAGUGGAGGGUUUGGAAGCUGAGGUUGUUGAAGGUCUGGAGGUUGAUGUGGAAAGUCUGCAGUCUCAAGGGGUUGAGGCCCAUGAAAUGACCAGCGAGGACAUGGUGCCCUCAGAACACAGCGUGAUCAUGCCCGAGAAUAUCCUGGGGACGGAGGUUGCAAUAGAGGAAGCUCUUGACCCCCACCACCACCAUGUCCUUACCACAGACCUCAUCCAGGACUCAAACCACCACCACGAUGACAUGCCAGACCAGGUGUUUGUGGCAGAGCUACUGUCAGAGCACCAGGACAACACCCUGGACCACCAGCUGGUGUCCGAAGGCUUGAUGGUGACAGAGGCCAGCUCAGAGACCAUAAUCCACGAACAGCUGCCAACUGAGGCUGUUCCCCUGCAGACAGAUGAGGACGAUGAUGCAAGAAGCAGCUCUGAGGAUUACCUCAUGAUCUCCUUGGAUGAGGUGGGAGAGAAGUUGGACAUAGGAGACACUCCCCUUGAGAUCAGCACUGAGGUAAUGGAAGAUAAGGAAUCCAAAGAGGAGGACGGCUCUGAGGUCAUCAAAGUCUACAUUUUUAAAGCUGAAGCAGAUGACGAUUUAGGUGGAACAGAGGUAAUAACAGAGGAUGAUUAUCAGAAUGGCCAUCCUGACCUGGAAGCUGCAUCAUCAGGAAGACUGGGAGUUGGUCGUGACAAGAUGGUCUACAUGGCAGUCAAGAACCAUCCUAAAGAAGAAGAUGAUGAUGAUGAAGAUGACAGUGAUGAGGAUGACGACGAUGACAUCAGUAAUACCAUUGAUCAGGUGAAGAAUGGCGCAGCUACACCGUUUCUGCAAAUCCGAGAGGGACUGGGGGCAAACCGUACCCUUAAACCCAAAGCUAAGAAAAAGAAGAAAGGAGAGACACGACAGUGUCAGACCGCUGUUAUCAUUGGACCAGAUGGCAUGCCUUUGACAGUCUACCCCUGCCACAUAUGUGGAAAGAAGUUCCGCUCACGAGGCUUCCUCAAAUGCCACAUGAAGAACCACCCGGACCAUCUGCUGAAGAAGAAGUACCAGUGCACAGACUGCGACUUUACCACCAACAAGAAGGUCAGUUUCCACAACCAUUUGGAGAGCCACAAGUUGCUGAGCCACAACAGCGAGCGGUCUCCAGAAUACACUGAGUACACACGGCGCUACCACGAGUCUAGCCCCCUGGGCUCUGACAAGCUCAUCGUCAAGGACCGAGAGCCCAAACUGCAUCACUGCAAGUACUGCGAUUAUGAGACAGCUGAACAGGGCCUACUCAACCGCCACCUCCUGGCUGUGCACAGUAAGAACUUUGCACACGUGUGUGUCGAGUGCGCCAAAGGCUUCCGCCACCCGUCAGAGCUGAAGAAACACAUGCGGACCCACACAGGCGAGAAGCCCUACCACUGCCCGCACUGUGAGUUCCGCUGUGCGGAUCAGUCCAACCUAAAGACUCACAUCAAGAGCAAGCAUGGCGCAGAUCUGCCUUUCAAGUGCAGCCACUGCCCUCAAGCCUAUGCGGACGCCCGGGAACUCCAGCGUCAUAUAGAGAUGGUGCAAGGCCACAAGACCCACCAGUGCCCGCACUGUGAGCACAAGAGCACCAACUCCAGUGACCUGAAACGACACAUUAUCUCUGUUCACACCAAGGACUUUCCCCAUCAGUGUGACGUGUGUGAGAAAGGCUUUCACAGGCCCUCAGAGUUGAAGAAACAUGCGGAGACACACAAGGGCAACAAGGUGCACCAGUGCCGGCAUUGUAACUUCAAUGCCCCCGACACUUUCACCCUGAGCCGCCAUAUUUUGUCCUUGCAUACGAAGGACCUCCCUUUUAAGUGCAAGCGCUGCCGGCGAGGCUUCCGACAGCCCGCUGAGCUGAAGAAGCACAUGAAGACACACAGUGGCAGAAAGGUAUAUCAGUGCCAGUAUUGUGAGUAUAACAGUACGGACGCUUCUGGCUUCAAACGCCAUGUCAUCUCCAUUCACACCAAGGACUAUCCCCACCGCUGUGACUACUGCACCAAGGGCUUUAGGAGGCCUUCAGAGAAGAGCCAGCACAUAGCCAGGCAUCACAAAGACAUGUUGAUGUAAUGUCAUCGCGCACACAAACACACACUUUCCCGUAAAUCUGUGUCACACACCCAGAGGUAAUUUUAGUGUAUUAACAAAGAAAUGACGGAUGUAGGCUGUUGAUGAAGACGAAAUAAUUGCCGUUCUGUGUUCCGUGUUGUAAUGGGUGUAAACCUCGUCCCCCAGGGGUAAUACAAGAACACGUUUUAGAUGGGGCUGAAGUCUAAAAAAAAAACAGUGUGUACAUUGAGUGGGACAACUGUAAAUUGUGUUUUUGUUUUGUUGCAGAAAAUCACAUAUGAACAUAUAUUCAGGGUUUCAAAUGUCUAUAUUUUUAUACCCACUCAGCUGAAAUGCUGCAAGAUGACGACUUUGUCCUGUAAAACAGAAAGCGGUGCUUUGUGAACGUCACGCCAGUUCAUCAGACGAUGUGGACUGAGUACAGGAGAAGUUUGCCUCCACAGUACCAACUAGUAUCUAUUUUCCUUAUUAACCAGCUUUUACUCUGACAUUUGUUUUCAAUGCCAUCUGGUCUUUAAUGGGCAGAGCCAUUCACCAGUUCAUAAAUGGUUUUCAGUGAUGUUGACACACAUUACGCACCUUAAAAAGAUAUUUCAUUAAUUGUAACAGUUGAACUUUCAUCGUUUUGAAUUUUCCUCCCAAGCGUGAAACACUCAGAGUUUCCAUUAUUUAAAUCAUGUAUAAUAUAGGCUAUAUUCUGUUAAAUAUGUCGUAAAAGAUGAAUCAGAAAUUUUCUGGUCUAAUCAGCCGUGUCUAGCGAGGAGGAGAAGGGUUCAUUUGAUAUAUUAGUAGAAUAUCCCUUUAGUGUACACAACACAUUUCUGACAGAAAUCUGCUCGUCCGCCUGCUACGAUGGUGCCGAUAAUUAACAGGUGUGUUAUUGUAUGACCAUCACAGAUGGUUGGCUUUACGUCAGAUACAGGUCCCUGGAGGGGUUAUAUCUGACCGCCACUGUAAGCUGCAUGUGUGACGUUACUGAUGACACAGACGUGCUCUCUCAGCUAACCAUUUGAUUGCAAUCAUGCCUUACAUCUGUUUGGUCUUUAUCCCUUAAGCACUGAUGAACACAGCUAAUAAAAAAAAAACAAGUGAUUUUUAACUCUCAAACAUGCUGUAUCAAUACCAUUCUCUCAGAGAUUGUGUGUUUGAGUCAGUAGAAAGCACUUUAAUAACUUUUUUGUAUUUUAAUUACACGUAUGGGGUCAAAAUAUAUAUAUGUAUAUACAUAUAUAUACACAUAUAUAUAUGUAUAUACGAAAACCCUAGGUAAUAAACAAGUACAGAGCUUUGUGAGUGGGUAAAGGUAAAGAUUGUUUUGAGUGUUAUCUCUAACGUGGGCACGAUCCAUUACAGCAUCAAAACUGAAUUGUCAUUGAAAGUGGUGGGUGAAACCAUUUAUUGUUUUGUUCUAUGGAUAAGUGAUUGGGUUUUGUGUUUUGUUUGUGCUCACUAACAAGUUUCCCCAUACCCUAGUCCUACAGUCUAAAUAACCCGACCCAGUCCCAAUCAUUGGAUUAUUCCCUUGAAGUCAGUGGUCAUCAUAUUGGCAUUAGUCUUUAAAGUAUGCACAUAUGCUGUCUCCAUGAAAUUAAUUGUGGUAUAUAUUAAAAAUCCCUGCAUUUCGUGUACCUUAGUCUAUAUUUUCUUUCAGUCUGAUUGUGGAUAAACUACUGGUGGGGAAGAAGCAAAAUAAACAAUUAUCUUUU
Messenger RNA from Toxotes jaculatrix (banded archerfish), 4695 nucleotides. RefSeq names its product zinc finger protein 711 (gene znf711). Gene Ontology annotation, molecular function: metal ion binding; DNA-binding transcription factor activity, RNA polymerase II-specific; RNA polymerase II transcription regulatory region sequence-specific DNA binding. Bases 404 to 2989 code for a protein of 861 amino acids. Gene Ontology annotation, biological process: regulation of transcription by RNA polymerase II. Gene Ontology annotation, cellular component: nucleus. The record is from RefSeq and is a predicted model, not a curated record. Lineage: Eukaryota; Metazoa; Chordata; Actinopteri; Toxotidae. The transcript is spliced from 8 exons.